Molecule: messenger RNA, 948 nt
Organism: Cydia strobilella
Lineage: Eukaryota; Metazoa; Arthropoda; Insecta; Lepidoptera; Tortricidae
Exons: 10
Coding region: 1-948 (315 amino acids)
Source: RefSeq, a predicted model, not a curated record
AUGGAAUUACGUGUUAUUUCAGCUGGUACUGAAAUCAUCGACGACCUCGUGAAGAAGUGCAGCCCACACUUCAAGCAAUCCGGAUACUCAGAUAUCACCGUUCAAGCGUCCGUUAUCGAGAAUACUUGUAGUAGUGCCAACGGCGACAACGUUGAUUGGGAUGGAAAUAACAACGGGGGCAGCACUGAAAGCAAUACUGGAGGCAACACUAAAGGCAGCACUGAAAGCAGCACUAGUGGCAGCACUGGAAGCAAAACUGAAGGCAGCACUGAAGGCAACACCGGAGGCAGCACUGAAGGCAGCACUGGAAGCAGCACUGGAAAGAACACUGGAGACAACACUGGCGUUUCCGUGGGCGUCAAUCUCGGUCUUGGAGAAGUCCUCAAUGGAAUCUUUAAGGUCAUCAAUGGUGUUGCCAACACCGCUCUGAGUGCUCUUGACGCCUGCGUUAAUAUUGUUAUCCGAACCUUGAAGGAUGUCUUCGAUGUCGUAGGCAACUUGAUCCUGGUUCUCCAAGUGGCCCUCAACAACUUGGUGUCCGGUCUCGGCUCCCUCUUCGUCAGACUGGUCGCUUGCAUCAUCAAGAUCGCUGUCUGUGUCCUCGGUCUCCCAGGAGACAGCGCUGUGCGUGCCAAAGGCUGGAACGCCCGCUUCGGUGUGGAAGGGGAACUCUCAGUCGACGCCACCGCUGAGGCCUACGUCAAGCUUUUCGGACUUGUCAACGCUAAAGCUGAACUCGACGGAUACAUCAAAAUCAUUUCCGGAGGAAAAGAAAUCGAAAAAACCAGCGGUUCCAUCAAUAUAGUCCUCAACAGAGUCAACACUCUUUGCGAUUACAUUACCAACUACAAGCAGAUCUCUAAGGAAACCGUGACGCAGACCUUCGUCAUCAUGACCACCGUCGCCGCGUCCAUCAGUAACUCCCGCAAGACCAACUUCUGGCAGUAG